AUAGAGAUCAGGACAUGCGCUGUGCGGGGAUCCUCCCGUCUCUAGCUCAGCACGUAGCGAAUGUAAGAGAGCGAAAGAAGGCGAUGCGAACUGCACCAGAGUCCAGAAAACCAAACAUUGUCAAAAGACGUUUUGGGUUUUGUUUCUCGACCGUCUGAAUGGUGUGAACCCGAAUGGAGGAUGCCUAGACGUGGAUGCUUCAAGAGUACAAAGCAUGGGGUGUCCACAGAGCAGUGUGAGGCACCCCAGAAGCCGGGGAUUCAUGUGUAUCUGUUCUGGACCAAAGGUGGAGACUCCUAUUUGACCCAUCAGGAUGGUGAAGUGACUGCCGAGGAACUCUCGAUCCAGGCAGCGGAGGUUGUUGGGAUCACACCAGUCUGCCAUGCGCUGUUUGCACUGUAUGACCCGUCAUCAUGCUGUUGGUACAGUCCUAAUCACAAAUUCAACCCAGAGAACCAGUCGAGCCUGAUACUUCACUUUCGCAUGAGGUUCUAUUUUCGGAAUUGGCAUGGACUGAAUGAGAAGGAGUCAGCAGUGGCUCGCUAUAUGCUCCGAACUGGGAAUGAGCAAGGGGGCGCACCUCUGUUAGAGAUCACAUCUCUGGAAUACCUCUUUGCUCAGGCAAAGUGUGAUUUUGUGAACGAUGUGGCAUCACUGGAGGAUGUGAAGGGUGAAGUGGAGCGCAGCUGCUUUAAGAACGAGAGCCUGGGCAUGGCCGUGCUGCAUUUGUCUCACAAGGCUCUGCAGAAUGGCUCCUCUCUACAGGAAGUGGCCAAUCAGACCAGCUUCCUCCGCUGCAUCCCCCGCUCAUUCUCUCGGCAAAUUGCCCGGGACAACUUCCUGACCAAGUUCCGCAUCCGCCGAGUGUUUUCUGACUUCGUCCGUAGCUUCCAGCAGCACACAGUGGGCCAGGGCAGGCUGGGCUCACAGGAGGUCAUGUACAAGUACCUGUCCACCCUGGAGCGCCUGGCUCCCCGAUUUGGCACUGAGACCUUCCCCGUUUUCCACUUAGACUUGAGGCCCCAUGGAGAUGGAAGCGGCUCAUACCUGAAUGCUUCCCGAGCACAUGAGCCCCCGGAGGAGCUCAUGUGCAGCCAGCCAAAGCACGAGGUUAUGGUGUCUGGGACCACAGGCAUCCAAUGGAGGAAGAUCUCAGCACAGAGGGCUUGUGAGAAUAACUACAUGGGUAAUGAUUACUUGGAUAACGGGAGACAAGACAGGCAACAGGUGCCUCAACAAGAGGCUGACCCCCCAGAAAAUUGGAAUGUCUUCUGUGACUUCCCUGAAAUCUCACACAUUGCCACAAUGGGGGCAAAUGUCUGUAUCAGUCGGCAAGACAACUUUGCAAUGGACCUGCGUUUGAGGUCCAGCCUUGAAGCUCGCUCUCUGGUCUCUCUGCUCGAUGGGUACUUCCGCCUGACCGCAGACGCACAUCACUACCUCUGCCAUGAGGUAGCACCACCAAGAGUGGUUCUUAGUGAGGCGAAUGGUCUUCAUGGCCCCAUACUCGACGAGUUUGUGCUACACAAACUGAAGAAAGAAGCAAUGGAAGAAGGCGCAUACAUACUUCGCUGGAGUGUUCUUGACUACCAUCGCAUUAUACUAGCGGUUUUGAGUAGGGCUCAGGAUGGAUACAAUGCAACACAUAAGCAGUUCAAAAUCAUGCAAAAAGGCUCAAUGUUUACACUUGAGGGUUGGGAGAAAGAGUUCUCCAGUGUCAAGGAGCUCACAGAUAGCCUGAAGACCUUUGUGCUCAAGUCUGGCCAAGACUGCUUCACAAUCAAGAAGUGCUGCCUGCCCAGACCUGCAGAAUUGUCUAACCUACUGGUCAUGAGACAGAGCAUGAACAGCAAUGCCAGACCUGUGUCAGAAACCCUCAACCUGUGUCAACUCAGGUUCCAUCAGAUUAAAGACAAAGAAAUAACACAGGAGCAGCACUUGGGCCGUGGCACAAGGACCAACAUCUACUCGGGUCGUUUGAUGGUACGUGGUGGAGCUGAAGAUGAGGACGAAUGGAACAACAACCACACAAAUAGCAAAGGCAUCCGUGUGGUUCUCAAGAUCCUGGACCAGAGCCACAAGGACAUAGCUCUGGCAUUCUUCGAGACAGCUAGCCUUAUGAGUCAGGUGUCUCACUGUCAUCUGGUUUUUGUGCAUGGUGUUUCAGUCAAGGGAUCUGAGAACAUCAUGGUGGAGGAGUUUGUUGAGUUCGGCCCUUUAGAUGUCUUCCUGCAUAAAGAAAAAGCCCGUGUGACUCCUCAGUGGAAGUUUACUGUGGCAAAACAACUGGCCAGUGCUCUUUGCUAUCUUGAAACAAAGCGCUUGGUUCAUGGAAAUGUCUGUGCAAAGAAUAUUCUAGUCGCACGCAGGGGUCUUGAAGAGGGAACGUUUCCAUUUGUGAAGCUGAGUGACCCGGGCAUAGCUCUCACUGCCCUCUCACGUGGAGAGCGGGUAGAGCGCAUUCCAUGGAUUGCACCGGAGUGUGUGCCCUGUGGGGCUAUAAUAGGCAGCGCGGCGGAUAAAUGGAGCUUUGGAGCCACGCUGCUUGAAAUCUGCAACAACGGAGAUCUAGCCAUGAGUGGCAGUACUUUACCAGAGAAAGAGCGUUUCUAUGAGACCCAGAGUCGCUUGGCAGUGCCUUCGUCUCAGGAGCUGGCGAGCUUCAUAAGUAUGUGCCUGACUUAUGACCCUGCAGCCAGACCAUCCUUCAGGACCAUUCUGCGAGAGCUGACAGAGAUACAGCUAAAGAACCCGGACAUUUCUUCGGACUGUGAGGCACUUCCGGACAGAGAUCCCAGUAUUUUCCUUAAACGUCACCUGAAGAAGAUCAGAGACUUGGGAGAGGGUCAUUUUGGGAAAGUCAUGCUGUAUGUGUAUGACCCCGCUAAUGAUGGCACUGGAGAGUAUGUGGCAGUGAAAACCCUCAAACAAGAGGGAGGCAAUCAUCUUCAUGAUUCCUGGAUGAAGGAGAUUGAAAUUCUAAAAUCGCUGUAUCAUAACAACAUUGUCAAGUACAAGGGUUGCUGUACUGAACUGGGUGGGCAGGUGGUUCAGCUGAUCAUGGAGUAUCUUCCACUGGGCAGCCUUCGAGAGUACCUGCCCAAACACCGCCUGGGAGUUGCUCAGAAUCUGCUCUUUGCCCAACAAAUCUGCCAGGGAAUGGAUUAUUUGCACUCAAAAAGAUACAUCCAUCGAGAUUUGGCUGCUCGUAACGUUCUCGUAGAGAAUGACGGUGUGGUCAAAAUUGGUGACUUUGGACUGACAAAGUACAUUCCUGAGGGGGAGAUCUACUAUCGUGUACGGGAGGAUGGUGACAGUCCUGUGUUCUGGUAUGCCAUAGAGUGCCUGAAGGAAAGUAAGUUUUCCUUUUCCUCUGAUGUCUGGUCUUUUGGUGUGACGCUCUAUGAGAUUUUGACACGCUGUGACCAUCGUCAGAGUCCACCUACGAAAUAUGUUGAGAUGAUGGGGAUGGUGCAAGGUCAGAUGACUGUGAUGAAACUGAUUAACCUCCUGGAGAAACACAGGCGUUUGCCCUGCCCCCGGGACUGCCCACAUGAGGUGUACAUGUUAAUGGAACAAUGCUGGGAUUUUGCGCCAGCCCAACGUCCAACAUUCAAGUCCCUUGCUGAGUCUUUGGAGGAUAUUCGCCGGACAUAUGAGCAACAGCCUAUCGUUCGGCUUGCUCAGAUUAACCAUCGCUGACCACUUUUCUGACAUUUGCCAGGUUUGCACUGAAUAACCACAACACUCUGUACUGAUGACGCGACCCUGUUGUUAGCAUUGCUUAUAGAACAGAUGUUGCUUCAUUGUUAUAAUAACAAAUUAAGCCACUCUGCUCCUUAGGUGCUCUUUAAGUCAACACUUUUGCUUUAAACCAAUUAACCAAAGUCUGUUCAGUGACAGAACCUUGUUCGUGUCUCAAUGUGACUACAUGUGUUGUAAAUAGAGAUUUUUUUUAUGCAGUUUUGUUUUAUCUUGCAAGUUCAUUUGUUCAUUUCCCAGACCUGCCUUAAAUGUCAUACUGAAUUUGUUUUGCUUUCUUUCUUUUCUGUUUUGUUCGUUUCUUUUUUUAAUAUGUGGUCACAGAUUGGAUCAAUAAUUAAAUCCCAACAAAUGUAAACCAAAGUCAGUAACUUUUUCCUGUAAGGGCUUAAUAGUUGAGACUGUUUUGCCAAGCUGCACCUUAUGUUAGUUAGAAACUCAGAAUUGUUCUGUGAAUCUUUAAACUGUCCCUGAAUAUUUUUUAAUUGUAUUUAUUUUCUUCUUUUGUAAAAAUGUGUGUAUCAUCAUCUCUUAAUGAACAAUAAACAACUUUAGCUGUAGUGAGAUGCCCAUGAGCACCCCAGGCACUUCUUAUAAGAAUGUAUUUAGUGAUUUGGUAAAACAAGCCUGGGGUGUGUUUCCCAAAAGCGUCGCUGAACACUUACCAUAGUGAAAUGAAAGAGAGACUAUCAUUUUUAACCCUCUCUCCCUGCUUUUCACGGUGCUUGCUCAACAAUGUUUUCAGGAAACACAGUCCUAAACGGAGGAAUAGAGGGCAUCAAUUAAAAUAUGUAUUUCAAAACUGCAAAAGCUCAGAGUUAUAUGAUUCAUGUCGUAUCACAUACAUAUGAAAUAAAUACCUACCGAUUGUUUUUUUUUAUGCCA
This is a messenger RNA of Colossoma macropomum (tambaqui), 4647 nucleotides long. RefSeq names its product tyrosine kinase 2 (gene tyk2). The record is from RefSeq and is a predicted model, not a curated record. The coding region runs from base 181 to 3702 and encodes 1173 amino acids. Gene Ontology annotation, biological process: cytokine-mediated signaling pathway; peptidyl-tyrosine phosphorylation; intracellular signal transduction. NCBI's taxonomy places the organism in Eukaryota, Metazoa, Chordata, Actinopteri, Characiformes, Serrasalmidae. The transcript has 24 exons. Gene Ontology annotation, molecular function: ATP binding; cytokine receptor binding; non-membrane spanning protein tyrosine kinase activity. Gene Ontology annotation, cellular component: cytoskeleton; cytosol; membrane.